AUGGUCACAAUGAACGGGUACACGGUGACUCCGCAUCACCGCCAAAACCGGCGUCGUGAGCGUCCUGGCUCAAGAACUCGGCGGACCAUCACUCGCAAAGCCAACGUCCAGUACGAUGUUUACGAAGGCGUGCUGGAUGCCUGCGAUGCUGAAGUUCAUCUCCCAUCCGACAAAGCCAGACCAUCGCCUCUUCUCCGUCAGAACUUCGACCAGAAUUGGCAGAAAUGGAAAGCUAGGCAAGCCGAAGAGAAAGCUCUCGCGGAGAUGGACAGGAUGCAGUUAGAACAGGAGCAGUUGCAAUUUGAAAUAGGAGACGACGAGCUAUAUCGUUUGGGCAUCCUCUACAAUGACAAUGAAGAUCUUGCCCAAGACUCCGAUUCAAACACAAUUGCUUGCGAUGUGCCAAUCGAGCCGUCAGUCCCAAUGUUCAUCUUUCGGCAAGGCAAGCCCAGACUCUCUCGACGGCGUUCAAACUGGAGUUCUCUACCACUAUAUCUCUCACUCUCCUCUCUGAGUGACGAUGCCGACAUUUCGCGACUUCUUUCCCUUUCACCAUUCCCGACGAUUCAACAUCGCCUCACUCAAGCACCUACAACCACAUCCACGGAUAUUCCACAGUCCUUACCGACAUCGGCGUUGGAGUUUCCCUAUCACGAUGUUAACAACGAUAAUACCCAUUCCAUUUCAUCUGCACAACAACAUCAACAUCAACACAUCCUUGAUUUCAAUUCCGGAGACUGGACAUUCAUUCACACCCCACACCACGCGGAUCCAUCUCCAACACCAUCUUCCGAACCAGAGACAUGGAUCCUGAUCGACGACUCGUAA
This is a messenger RNA of Cadophora gregata, 828 nucleotides long. RefSeq lists its product as uncharacterized. The transcript is spliced from 2 exons. The record is from RefSeq and is a predicted model, not a curated record. The coding region runs from base 1 to 828 and encodes 275 amino acids. Lineage: Eukaryota; Fungi; Ascomycota; Leotiomycetes; Helotiales; Ploettnerulaceae.